Messenger RNA from Coregonus sp. 'balchen', 8661 nucleotides. Lineage: Eukaryota; Metazoa; Chordata; Actinopteri; Salmoniformes; Salmonidae. The record is from the annotation of a GenBank genome assembly.
UGACUACUGUCAACAUGCCUUCACAACCAACACAUGUGUAGCAUGCUUGAAAGAGAUGAAUGUACUGUUUUUGAUCAUUUAAAUAAUAAGAAAUAUAGGGAACAACUACCAACAUGAAGUUUGCUUACAGGGUAAGUGAUACUUUAUAUCACUUAGUAGAGUUUAUCUGCUUGCUAGCUUUUUAGCUAGCUAGUUAGCUAAUCUUUCUAAUUUCUGCCUCUAGUUUUCCAAUUUGUUGGGAGCUGUGUAUCGUCAUGGGAAUCUGAGUUUCUCCAAGGAUGGCAACUCUGUGAUAAGUCCGGUGGGAAACCGCAUCUCUGUCUUUGAUCUAAAAAAGUAAGAUGGCAUCUGAUUACAGGAUUCCUGGUAUCUGAUCACUAGCUACAUGUAAUAGCUAGCUAGAUUCCUUUACAACACUGUGUUGAUUAAAAUACAUUUUUAACUUAUUGCAUUUGGAGAACAGACUGACUGAUCAUUUUCUCUUUCUAACAGCAACAAGUCAGAGACACUGCCAGUGUCCACUGCCAAGAACAUCACCUGUGUCGGCCUCUCCCCUGAUGGGAACCUGGCUAUACUGGUGGAUGAAGAUGGAGCAGCGUUGCUGGUCAGCCUGAUCACAAGAGCUGUUCUGCAUCACUUCCACUUCCACAAACCUGUGGCCAGUAUCCGCUUCUCUCCUGAUGGCAGGUCAGUCCCUCACACAUCAUGACACACACACACUGCAUUGCUAUAUCAUUACAUCAACUGAUGUAGCCUAAUGUCUGUUGUUGUGACUCUUUCCCGGUGCUCAGGAAGUUUGUGGUAACCAAGGAGAAUGUAGCGCUGAUGUAUCAUGCUCCCGGGAGGAACCGGGAGUUCAAUGCCUUUGUCUUGGACAAGAGCUACUAUGGACCCUACGAUGAGACCACCUGCAUCGACUGGACCGACGACUCCAAGUGAGUCACUGGCCCACCUAGAACAUUUAUACAAUGUGUUGUUCGUUAUGGUCUGUUUCAUGUCACCUGUCAAUGAAAAACCAGCAAACACUGCCGAGCCCUAUCAUUGGAGUUUAGCAUCCCCAGUAUACAGUUUUGUCUUGUGACCCUUCAUUAUAUAGUAGUAGUAGAGAGAGAACCCCUGUCUUAACUCUGUUUCCCCCAUGCAGGUGCUUCGUGGUGGGCAGCAAAGACAUGUCUACCUGGGUGUUUGGAGCCGAGCGCUGGUCCAACCUCAUCUACUACUCUCUGGGGGGACACAAGGACAUCAUGGUGGGCUGCUUCUUCGAGAAGGACAGUUUAGAUGUGAGUGUUCUCUCUCUGUUUCCCGCUCAGCCCUUCUCUGUGUCCAACAUGUUCUGGGUUUCUCUAUGUGCCCUGUGUGUGUUUGCAGAUUGGAACCUGUGUGUGGUUGUGCAUAAUUUAUAGUAUUUGAGUUAAAGGGAUACAUAAGGAUUUUGGUAAUGAUGCCAUUUAUCUACUUCCCCAGAGUCAGAUUAACUAGUGGAGACCAUUUUUAUGUCUCUGUGUCCAGUAUGAAGGACGUUAGAGGUAGGUUUGCGAGCCAAUGCUAACUAGCGUUAGCACAAUGACUGGAAGUCUAUGGGUAUCUGCUAGCAUGCCAAAACCCAGAAGUAUCCCUUUAGGUGUAUGUACAUGUUUCCAUACUGACCUGCUGAAUAUGUGUGUGUUCCAGUUGUACACAGUGAGCCAGGACGGGACGCUGUGUGUGUGGGAGAGUGAUACCGAGCUGGACGGGCUGGUUCUGAGGAAGACAAAGCUACCAGCGGAGAGAGGAGAGGAGGAGGGAGGAGAAGGAGAGGAGGAAGAGCCCAGAGGAGAGGUGAUCAGAGGGAAAGGAGAAGGACCCAAAGAGAAGGAGGGGACCAAGAACGUCAGAUACAAACAGAGGAGCAAGUAUGUCAUCUCACAUAUAUGUUGAAGUAUCUGUGGUACAGCAUCAGACUGCCUAGAAACAAGGUUUACCUGGCCAUGAGUCUAACCAACUCUAACCAAGAGAUUUACAAAUAAAGAUUGAUUUGUUUUGGGGCCAACUGAGUGUUACCAAUGUGAGGUUGGUUUCUGAUUGGACACUGCCUGUUGUGUUUGUCUCCACCAGACACUUCUUCAACAAGGAGGGGGACUUCAACAACCUGACGGCUGCAGCGUUCCACAAGCCCACACACAUCCUGGUGACUGGGUUCGCCUCGGGGAUCUUCCAUCUCCACGAACUGCCCGAGUUCAACCUCAUCCACUCCCUAAGGUCAGGGUUCACACACACACACACACACUAACUCCUCAACUGUUGAACCACUCAAUGACCAGUUUCAUUCAGACCCCUAGCCUGCAGUUCUUGCUGGUGGGUGUCAUUCAUCAUAAGUUGUUAGGACAAUUAGGUUUUGUUGUACUAGUAUUAUUGGCUAGAAGCAGUAACUGAGCCUGUAUGUUUUCAUGUGUUCUCUCAGUAUCUCAGACCAGAGGAUUGCCACAGUGUCCAUGAACAGCUCUGGUGACUGGAUAGGCUUUGGCUGCUCAGGUAUGGUCUCAUGGUGUCUCAAUUAACAUACCCAAAUACCACAUCCAAGCUUGCAAUGUUUAACAAAGGAACAAACUAUAAUCAUUACCCGUGUGACAUGUUGCCUUGUGUGUGUUGUCCAGGUCUGGGCCAGCUGCUGGUGUGGGAGUGGCAGAGUGAAUCCUACGUGUUCAAACAGCAGGGACACUUCAACAACAUGGCCGCCCUGGCUUACUCCCCCGACGGACAGUACAUCGCUACAGGAGGGGAUGAUGGGAAAGUGAGUUCGUAUACAUUUUUCUCCAUGGCCCGGUAGCUGCUGUGUCUCAGUUGUUCUGUUGUGCCAAACCACGUGUUGGCUGAAUGAUACAACGUUUUUGGAAUACCGAGGUCAGGAAAAUGGUGAACCUGGCCGUGACCCCAUUACCUGCAGGUGUCUCAGGGGGAGUUGGGAUAUGCAAGAAACACUUGUACAAGUGUGUAACACGACAAAUAUAAGCACCCCCCAAAUUAUUAUAUACAGUGGGGGAAAAAAGUAUUUAGUCAGCCACCAAUUGUGCAAGUUCUCCCACUUAAAAAGAUGAGAGAGGCCUGUAAUUUACAUCAUAGGUAAACGUCAACUAUGACAGACAAUUUUUUUCUCCAGAAAAUCACAUUGUAGGAUUUUUAAUGAAUUUAUUUGCAAAUUAUGGUGGAAAAUAAGUAUUUGGUCACCUACAAACAAGCAAGAUUUCUGGCUCUCACAGACCUGUAACUUCUUCUUUAAGAGGCUCCUCUGUCCUCCACUCGUUACCUGUAUUAAUGGCACCUGUUUGAACUUGUUAUCAGUAUAAAAGACUUCUGUCCACAACCUCAAACAGUCACACUCCAAACUCCACUAUGGCCAAGACCAAAGAGCUGUCAAAGGACACCAGAAACAAAAUUGUAGACCUGCACCAGGCUGGGAAGACUGAAUCUGCAAUAGGUAAGCAGCUUGGUUUGAAGAAAUCAACUGUGGGAGCAAUUAUUAGGAAAUGGAAGACAUACAAGACCACUGAUAAUCUCCCUCGAUCUGGGGCUCCAUGCAAGAUCUCACCCCAUGGGGUCAAAAUGAUCACAAGAACGGUGAGCAAAAAUCCCAGAACCACACGGGGGGACCUAGUGAAUGACCUGCAGAGAGCUGGGACCAAAGUAACAAAGCCUACCAUCAGUAACACACUACGCCGCCAGGGACUCAAAUCCUGCAGUGCAAGACGUGUCCCCCUGCUUAAGCCAGUACAUGUCCAGGCCCGUCUGAAGUUUGCUAGAGUGCAUUUGGAUGAUCCAGAAGUGGAUUGGGAGAAUGUCAUAUGGUCAGAUUUUUGGUAAAACCUCAACUCGUCGUGUUUGGAGGACAAAGAAUGCUGAGUUGCAUCCAAAGAACACCAUACCUACUGUGAAGCACGGGGGUGGAAACAUCAUGCUUUGGGGCUGUUUUUCUGCAAAGGGUCCAGGACGACUGAUCCGUGUAAAGGAAAGAAUGGGGCCAUGUAUCGUGAGAUUUUGAGUGAAAACCUCCUUCCAUCAGCAAGGGCAUUGAAGAUGAAACGUGGCUGGGUCUUUCAGCAUGACAAUGAUUCCAAACACACCGCCCGGGCAACGAAGGAGUGGCUUCGUAAGAAGCAUUUCAAGGUCCUGGAGUGGCCUAGCCAGUCUCCAGAUCUCAACCCCAUAGAAAAUCUUUGGAGGGAGUUGAAAGUCCGUGUUGCCCAGCGACAGCCCCAAAACAUCACUGCUCUAGAGGAGAUCUGCAUGGAGGAAUGGGCCAAAAUACCAGCAACAGUGUGUGAAAACCUUGUGAAGACUUACAGAAAACGUUUGACCUGUGUCAUUGCCAACAAAGGGUAUAUAACAAAGUAUUGAGAAACUUUUGUUAUUGACCAAAUACUUAUUUUCCACCAUAAUUUGCAAAUAAAUUCAUAAAAAAUCCUACAAUGUGAUUUUCUGGAUUUUUUUCCUCAAUUUGUCUGUCAUAGUUGACGUGUACCUAUGAUGAAAAUUACAGGCCUCUCUCAUCUUUUUAAGUGGGAGAACUUGCACAAUUGGUGGCUGACUAAAUACUUUUUUCCCCCACUGUAAUUAGGUAACAAAAGCAGGAUUUUCCUGUGUUUUCAAACAGGCAUGUGAAUGCUGACAGCGUUCUGUGUUUCAGGUGAAAGUGUGGAACACGACCAGCGGCCUGUGCUUCGUCACGUUCACAGAACACACCAGCUCUGUCACUAACGUCACCUUCACCUCCAGAGGCUUUGUCAUCGUCAGCGCCUCCCUGGAUGGAACGGUCCGAGCCUUCGACCUGUACAGGUAAGAGAACACACCUGGUGAAGGUAGCUUCACAACACACCUACACACCUACACACCACAACACACCUACACACCACUACACACCUACACACCACAACACACCUACACACCACAACACACCUACACACCACAACACACCUACAGACAGACAUGCACAAUACUCACCUGUCCAGUUAAGACAGCAACAAACUAGGCAUGCAACAUUGUAGAAACCUUCCCAGAAACAUGUUUUCCCUUUGCAUGCACUUGAAAUGUUUCAUAGAGAAACAGACUCUAUGGUAAAUGAGUGGAGCAUACUGAUAGUUGAUUGUCUGUAACUGCUGCAUCUCUCCAGGUACCGUAACUUCCGGACGUUCACGUCUCCGCGGCCGGCCCAGUUCUCGUCUCUGGCGGUGGACCCGAGCGGGGACCUGGUGAGCGCUGGUGCCCAGGACUCCUUCGAGGUCUUCAUCUGGUCCAUGCAGACGGGACGCCUGCUGGAGGUCCUGGGGGGCCACGAGGGCCCGGUGAGCUGUCUGUGCUUCAGCCCGGUGCAGUCCAUCCUGGCCAGUGCAUCAUGGGACAAAACGGUCCGCCUCUGGGACAUGAUGGACAGCUGGCAGACCAAAGAGACGCUCCGUCUCACCUCUGACGGUAAGCCCCGCCUCAGUCUCCGCUCAGUCCCUUCCACAGCUCUCUGACUGACGGUCAUGUUAAUGGGAUAGUUUCCUGCUAAAUUAGCAUUUCUUCAUCAUUUUCUUAAUCCAGAGUUGUUAGUUGUUUAUAGACAGACACUUAGUCGUAGGGUGGCUGAGUGUAGAGUCGAUUGGGGAUUCAUCAGAAGUAAUGGUUGUAGGGGAAACACUGAAUGAAUGUCUCUCUCCGAUUGGUUGUCCAGGACUGGCAGUGUCGUACCGACCGGAUGGUCAGGAGCUGGCCGUAGCCACGCUGGACGGAGAGAUCUCCUUCUGGAACCCCCAGUCAGCCAAUCAGACGGGCUCGGUCAGCGGACGCCACGACCUGGAGAUGGGACGCAAGGAGACCGACAAGAUCACCGCCAAACAGUCCGCCAAGGGCAAGUGAGUGGAAUAAUGUGUGUGUGUUUCUGCCAGUGUUCUGGUUAUUUGACCAACUGUUAAUUUCCCUAUCAGCGUCUUAGCAAUUACCUCACAAGUUUCCCUUCAGGCAUUAAGUGUGGCCACCCGUACUGUGUAUUCCAGGUCCUUCACGUCACUGUGCUACUCUGCAGACGGGGAGUCCAUCCUGGCUGGAGGCCAGUCCAAGUUUGUCUGCAUCUACAACAUCAGAGAACAGAUCCUCAUGAAGAAGUUUGAGAUCUCGUGCAACCUGUCCCUUGAUGCCAUGGAGGUACAGAACUGACCACAGGUUCACCUACAAAGCAUUGGUCUAUCAGGACUUCUGAAUGAGCAGACCUUCAUAGUAUAAAUACUGUGCUAGUAGAAUGGCGGCUAGCACUCUUCUAGUCAGAUGUGUUGCGUGAGAUUGAUCUUGUGUGUGUUCUGGCUCCUUCAGGAGUUCUUGGACCGGAGGAAAAUGACGGAGUUUGGGAGUCUGGCGCUGGUGGAUGAGGGGGUGGGCGAUGGUGACGGGGUAGAGCUCAGUCUGCCCGGGGUUAGGAAAGGAGACAUGAGCUCUCGCCAUUUCAAGCCUGAAAUCAGAGUGAGCUCUCUCCGCUUCUCUCCUACUGGUUAGUAUCAGGAUUACAAGUGUCUUAUCUGAGCUUGUUCUUCUGAAGAGUCCACCUGGUGCAUCGUUCUGUUCCACGGCUAUGCCAUGUCAAAUGUUAACGCUUUUCUCUUCUCUCUUCCCCUUCCCUCCCUCUCUUCUCUAUUUCACCUCCCUCUUCAUAUGUCCCCUCCACCCCUUCUGCUACUCUUCCCCCCUCCUGCCCUCUGCAUCCCCCUACCGACUCCAUUCUCUCUAUUCCCCAUCACCUCCCACUCUUCUAUGCCACCUGACAUCGCACUCCCUCCGCUCUUUUACCGUACCCGUCCCUCGAUCCCUGAUCAUACUAUUCCCUACCUAGCCCACCACCCUAUGCUCUUGUUCACCCCGUCAGAUACCACCACCUACACUGACCUCACGAGCCGCCUCGACUGCCAUCACCUCCGUACCCUCCCUCUCUCAUUUACCACGCACUCACCGAUCUGCAGUUUACCCACUCCCAGAUCCGCUGUCGUCCGUAUUCCCUCCCCCCCCAUCUACUGCUCUACCGAAUCCAACCCUCCCUCUCUUCUCUCUGUCCGACCACCUCCCCGCUCCUCUGUCCCCCUCACUCAUCUUCGUCUCUUUCCCCUCCCGCACCCUCGUCUCAUCUUCCCCUACCCUCUCUUCUCUCUUUCCCCUCCCUCCCUCUCUUCUCUCUUUCCCCUCCCUCCCUCUCUUCUCUCUUUCCCCUCCCUCCUCCUCUCUUCUCUCUCUUGCCUCUCUUCUCUCUUUCCCCUCCCAGGUCGUAGCUGGGCUGCUACCUCCACGGAGGGCCUGCUGACCUACUCUCUGGACGGGGCGCUGGUGUUUGACCCCUACGACCUUGACCUGGACGUGACCCCCGUCAGCGUCCGCCGCCAGCUGCGCCAGGCCGAGUGGGCAGCUGCCAUCGUGCUGGCGUUCCGCCUCAACGAGACCGCCCUCACACAGGAAGUCCUGGAGGCCGUGCCACACCACCAGAGUGAGUGCUCAUGGGUAUUUCUAGUUCUGUGAAGGUGUCAUGUGACUUUCAUUUCUGGUCAAAAGUGCUGCGAUCUGUACUUGUUUGUAAAAAUGAGAGGUUGGGUCUUGGCGGAUGUAAGAGUUAGUUUUUUGUAACCAAAGACCAGUAGAUUAUCAUGGUAGUAGUCACACACGAUCAGUAUGUCCUCAGCGUCUGUGUGUACUUCACGUGUGUGUGUGUGUGUGUGUGUUAGUCGCGGUGGUGUGCGGCUCCCUGCCUGACGUGUACGUAGAGAAACUGCUAGGCUUCAUAGCAUCAGCCCUGGAGCGGUGUGGUCACCUGCAGUUCUACCUGAGCUGGGCCCAGUCUCUCCUCACACAGCAUGGACAGAAACUCAAAACCAGGUGGGUACAAACACACCAAUAACCAUAGCAUAGAAAUAACAGGCUUAUCUUCCUUAUCAAAACCAGUUCAACAUUUACUGAGAGGAGAAAUGACAUCUUGUAGAGUUAUUUAGAGAAAGUGCCCACAAAGUAUUGUGAAGCCACAGCAGAGGGCAGAAUGCUAAAUACUGUUUUGUGGUGAACAGAUCUGGGGCUAUUCUACCCACCAUUCAGUCUCUGCAGAAGAGCAUUCAAAGGCACUUCGAGGAUCUCUCAAAACUGUAAGUCCAAAUAUAUUACACAUCAUCUCUUAUUCUUUUUAAACUGUUUUUUCUCUGUCUCGGUACAGACUGUUCCAGAUCUCUGUGUACCUGUAACACAGGGUGGAAUGUGGUGGUGUUCAUUUGUCUGUGUCCUGUGCAGUUGUGACUGGAACAUGUACACCAUCCGCUAUGCGCUCGCCCUGUCGAAGCAGAGGGGUGUGAAGAGGACGGCGGGGGACGCUCUCUGUGACGAGGGGGUCAGCGAGGACUCUGAGGUGAUGAGCGAGGCCUCUCUGGAGGAGGAGACAGACAUGCUCAUGUAGGAUGCUGCUACAACCUCUUGAGUGGUCUACUUCCCUACGUCCACUCUGACCUGAAUAUAGGGCCGGGAAAACCGUUGAGUGGUAUGAAGGAGACCCACUGCAGUUCUUCAUCUAACCACUGAUAAAGGAAUGGUGACAAGGAGAGGAAGCCACUCAAGAGUACGGUGAUGCAGCUUCAACAAGGUUCUCUUCCAAUAUCCACACUAGCGUACCACUUAGAAUGAAGCAAUGUA